ACAAGGAUAAACGUAGAAGAAGCAGGAAGUUUGUGUUCGCCGGUCCCAUGUGUUUCGUCCAUUUUAUCAUUCAUUUGCAGGAGGGUAAUUUUAAGAACCAUAUUUUAUAAAACUGGGCCAUUACUGUCGUUUUAGUCCAGCGUGGUUUGUAUAACGCCGUUAAGUAUAUCCAGAGACAGAAGGGGCGAGGUAUUUUCUUUAGUGCUAGCUAGCUAAUGUAGAAGCUGCUCUGCUGGAAAGGCACCUCGGUUGCAGAGAGUGAAGAUUCCAGGGCUGCUGUUUGAAUGAAAAGUACAGUGGACACCAGCAUGAUUAAGGAAAACCCGUGGAAGAUGCCUCCUAAUGCUCCUGCCUGCAUGGAGAAGCACCUGUGCGCGGCUCAGUACCGAGCUGAUGGCACCCUGUUGCUGGGAGCCUCCAGCCUUUCUGGCAGAAACUGGCAAGGAUCCGUUUGGAUCUACAGCGAACCAGAGCAAGCCCCCAGCGAGGGCUUCUGCAAAGCCGGUGUGCAGACUGAGGCUGGGCUCACAGAUGUCAAGUGGGUGGCUGAAAAGGGAGUGGCUGUUGCUUCAGAUUCAGGUGCCCUGGAGCUUUGGGAACUGGCGGAGGAUGAGCGCCUGUUGGUGAAUCGCUUCACCAAAUAUGAGCAUGACCACAUUGUCACCACAGUGAGCCCCGUCACAGGAGCGAGCGGUGCUGUCACUGGCAGCAUGGACUGCCGAAUAAAAGUCUGGGACCUCAGUCAGGAAACAGUUGUCACCACCUACAGUGUUCACACACAGCCUGUUAAUUGUGUUGCCUGCAGCCCUACAGAUGAGUCUCUCUUCGUCUCCUGUGGCCAGGAUGGCCGUGUGUUGAUGUGGGACAGGAGGAAGCCAGAUAAACCAGCCUCAAGAAUAGAUGUUGAGUUUCCCAGCUGUUCUCCCACCACUGCUGCUUGGCACCCCCAGCAAAGAAGCACUGUUGCUUUUGGCGACGAGUUGGGCAAUGUGACAGUGAAAGAUUUCCUGGGAACUGAACCGGCCCGGGUGGAAAAAAUACACAGCCGCAGAGUUAACAGCCUUGGCUUCUCCACAAAUGGUGCCUCUUUGCUAGCCUCCGUUAGUGACGACUGCUCCCUCGCUGUUAUGACCUCUGAACUGCAAGAAAUAUUCAGAGAUCAGCAACACCAGGACUUUGUCAAAGGUGUGUGCUGGCUUCACGGUGAUUCCAGCUGUCUCACCACUGUCGGCUGGGAUCACCUCGUGCUUCACCACACCAUAACUCCAGCUGCUGAAUCUGCAGGCUCCUCAUCUUAAGCUUGAUAUGGUCACCUGUUUCACCCAUGGGUGAUGUCACUGUGUAUCUGGAUGGUUUGAUAUAUCUUAUUUAGGAGAAGUGAAUUGAAAUGUCCGGCUUACUCAGCUAUGUAGAUAUAUGCUCAUUAUUUGGUGUUAGUCUCUUCUUCUCUGUCUUGUAAUCUAUUAUGUUGUGUAACUCUCCAGAUUUGUAUUUCAUACUUUUACAAUAAAGGAAACAUGAAGCUUUUGAACCGA
Messenger RNA from Girardinichthys multiradiatus, 1535 nucleotides. It is a transcript of the gene wdr77, whose product is annotated as WD repeat domain 77. Lineage: Eukaryota; Metazoa; Chordata; Actinopteri; Cyprinodontiformes; Goodeidae. The record is from RefSeq and is a predicted model, not a curated record. The transcript has 10 exons. Bases 285 to 1298 code for a protein of 337 amino acids. Gene Ontology annotation, biological process: oocyte axis specification. Gene Ontology annotation, cellular component: methylosome. Gene Ontology annotation, molecular function: protein binding.